ACGUAUUUUACUUUCCCUACAUCUUUCUAUCCACCUAAAUAAUUCUUGCCAAGCACCAACUCAUUUCAGCGCAACAUUUAUCAUCUACAUCAUUCGCGCAACUUUGCGUAUCACAUCCGUUUUAAUCUUACAUCACCAGUCUCUUCAAUUUAUUCUUAAAAAUUGUCAUAUCUUUUAAGAUACCUUAAUCAUCACAAUGUCCGACUCGGAAGGUGGUGACGCCCUCUUUGGCGACGAAGAAAACCAAGAUCAAUCGCUAGAUAAUGCGCUUGGUUUUGAUGAACUAUCUGAUCAAGAUGAUGAUGGAGACCGCGACCGCGACCAUAGUCGACGCCAAGACUAUGACGAUGCCGACGAAGACCAAGAAGGCCAGGAGGUCAAAUUGAAGCACGUUAUGGGUGUUAUGCUUCACCGUCAUAGAAUCCCUAGAGCUUCUAAGGAUGGCAAUGGCUUUCUACAAACCAUGAAGGUACCGAAAUUCCUUAAGCUACAGGCAGAGGAAUACAAACCAGAUACGUACGAGCCCACCGAAUGGGACAUCCAGAACGCGCGAUCCGAGCAACGCAAGAACGUGGUCCGCUUCAAACGCGACCCCGACACCGGCGAGCUACAAAGCAAUGCGAAUAUCUAUCGAUGGAGCGACGGGUCCCUUACCUUGUCAGUCGGAACCGAUCAUUACGAGAUACAAAAGAAAACCAUGGCUCCAAGCACUGAUAAGCAACACUACGAGGAGCGUGAUGAUGCUCACUACUACGUCGCGGCAGCCCACUUUACGAGCGAAUUGUUUAUGACUGUCGGCCACGUAUCUGAGCAAUACUCCGUGAACCUGCCUUCGAAUUUGAAGGACGAGGCUAUUAUGAAGUUCAACCGCGAAAUGGAAGCUGCGGCACGCGCUAAACGACAAGGAGCAGAUAUGAUCUUCACCACCACCAAGGACCCCGAGCUUCAGAAGAGAGAAGCUGAAUUGGCAGAGAAGGAACGCAUGAAGGCACAGCGACGCCAGGAGAGUGCCGCUGCCCGACUUGACGGACGAUCCGGAGGAUAUAAGAGUGGUGGUUUGUCGAUCAGAGACCUUGAGGGCGGACGAAGAGCUAGCGGCCCCCGCAAGAGAGGCGCGCCCGGUGCUUCGAAAGGCAAGCGACGCAGACCGGAAUAUGAUUCCGACGACGACUUUGCUGGAGGUGGUGGUCGCCAGAACGAGUAUGACCGAGAGGACGACUUCAUCGCUCCUAGUGAUGACGAAGAGGGAGGAAGUGAAGAAGAUGAGGAAGAGGACGAUCUUCUAGACGACGACGAAGAAGAGGAGGUCCCCCGAAAGAAGCGACAGAAGACUGCUGAGGCUGAGGACGCUGAUGCAGAUGCUGACGCUGAUCUCGAUGAUGUGGAUGUAACGGCUGCAAAUGCAGAGUCUUCUCAUAGACGAAGACGUCACAUCAUCGACGAGGAUGAGGAUGAGGAUGAGGAAUAAGGGGAAUUGAGUUGGACAUCGACGGCGCGACGUAGAGCCCCAUCUGUAAUAUAUUCAUAAUUGGCAUUACGGGCAUCCCAGAAAAGGCGUUCGCUCUUAGUACUUGGCAUCUAGCAAAGUCGAUUUUAUGGAACAAGUUGAGAUACUCAAUUAAUCCGAAAACUAACAACACGCUAUUGGAAAUAUGCAGGCUGAUUUCUAAAUAUUACCUAGCUCGUUGUUGAACUCAACUCCGCCAGCCGUAUAACAUUAACAUCACUAAAUAAGACACCUGUGGGUAGUACCUAGGUGAUAGAUCGGACCUAUUUUAUACAGAUCGCCGACAUGGAGAAUCCCUGUAAUAGCUGGAUAGCUGCUUAUAAUCAGGGAAUUGUUAGUGGGUAACAGUUGGAGCUUCUUCACAUGCUAGCACCCGAAUCCCCGAUCUAGAGCUUAGAAUAGGUACCUACUAAGCUCUAGCUCGGCACUCGUGAACACAACCCAAAUCAACUACGCA
Messenger RNA from Hypoxylon trugodes, 1964 nucleotides. RefSeq names its product Leo1-like protein-domain-containing protein. The record is from RefSeq and is a predicted model, not a curated record. Gene Ontology annotation, molecular function: RNA polymerase II C-terminal domain phosphoserine binding. The transcript is spliced from 2 exons. The coding region runs from base 197 to 1468 and encodes 423 amino acids. NCBI's taxonomy places the organism in Eukaryota, Fungi, Ascomycota, Sordariomycetes, Xylariales, Hypoxylaceae. Gene Ontology annotation, cellular component: Cdc73/Paf1 complex; nucleus. Gene Ontology annotation, biological process: positive regulation of transcription elongation by RNA polymerase II; transcription elongation by RNA polymerase II.